Messenger RNA from Lolium rigidum, 1206 nucleotides. RefSeq names its product glycine-rich cell wall structural protein 2-like. The coding region runs from base 121 to 1002 and encodes 293 amino acids. The record is from RefSeq and is a predicted model, not a curated record. The transcript has a single exon. NCBI's taxonomy places the organism in Eukaryota, Viridiplantae, Streptophyta, Magnoliopsida, Poales, Poaceae.
AGUUUUUGCAUACCAACCACAAAGAGUUGCAAGAUCCUUAGAGAGUUGUAGGCAAGAAAGAAAGCCAGAUCAUAUACAAAUUUGAGCCGUACACUAGCAAUAGCUAGUUCUUCCACGACAAUGCCACAAAUGAAGACCAUUUUCCUAGGCAUUGUUGUCCUUGCUGCAUUCCUUUUAGCUUCCGAGGGUCGCGUAGCUCGGAAGGACCUAGGGAUAAACCUUGGUGGUGGAGGAGGCCUGGGAAUCGAUACAGGGAUUAACAUUGGCAUAGGUGGGGGUGUUAGCGGUGGCGGCUCUGGCUCGGCGUCGGGGUCGGGUUCUGCAUCUGGAUCGGGCUCCGGAUCAGCUUCAGGUUCUGGGUCUGGCUCGGGAUCUGGCUCGGGUGCCGCGUCAUCGGCGGGUUCAGGUGCCGUUUCUGGUGGAGGAUCCUAUGCUGGGUCUGGUGCAGGCUCGGGCUCGGGUGGGGCCUCUGGCUCUGGUGCUGGUUCAGGCUCGGGUGGAGCCUCGGGUGGCGGUGCUGGUUCAGGCUCAGGUGGAGGCUCUGGUGCUGGUUCAGGCUCAGGUUCUGGUGGAGGCUCUGGUUAUGGUGAAGGGCAAGGGAAAGGCGAAGGUCAGGGCCAAGGGUCUGGCUAUGGGCAAGGUUCCGGCUCAGGCCAUGGACAAGGUUCAGGCUCUGGUUCAGGUUAUGGUGAGGGGCAUGGUGAAGGCUAUGGGCAAGGUUCCGGCUCUGGCCAUGGACAAGGCUCAGGUUAUGGUGAGGGGCAUGGUGAAGGCUAUGGUCAAGGAAAUGGCGCCGGGUCAGGAUAUGGUGAAGGCCAUGGCGAAGGUUAUGGUCAAGGAACUGGCUUCGGACAAGGAUCUGGAUAUGGUGAAGGUCACGGGCAAGGGUCUGGUUCAGGCUGGGGCUACGGUGAAGGCUCUGGCAGUGGAUAUGGAAGUGGUGCUGGUUCUGGCUAUGGAGAGGGUCAUGGCUCUGGGUAUGGCUCUGGACAUGGUAAAUGAUCAAGAAAGUGGACUGUUGAAGUAAUAAUGAUAUAUGGUAGUGUCAAGUUUUAUAUUUACACUUGGACGUCAUUUAUGCGUGUUCCUUCAGUUCUGUAGAAUUGAGUCACUCAACUAGUGGAAGGUCAAAUGUAUAAUCCUGUCAUCUAUGCCGGAGUCUUUGAAUAAAUUUAUAUGAUGAAUAACUAACUCUUAUUUGGAUUA